Molecule: messenger RNA, 3102 nt
Organism: Salmo salar (Atlantic salmon)
Lineage: Eukaryota; Metazoa; Chordata; Actinopteri; Salmoniformes; Salmonidae
Gene: tp53
Product: tumor protein p53
Biological process (GO): apoptotic process; regulation of transcription by RNA polymerase II; protein tetramerization
Cellular component (GO): nucleus
Molecular function (GO): protein binding; DNA-binding transcription factor activity, RNA polymerase II-specific; RNA polymerase II cis-regulatory region sequence-specific DNA binding
Source: RefSeq, a predicted model, not a curated record
UUCGUUGGUUGGAUUUGACUGGAUGACCCAUUUGACUCCGCCCAUAUUACAGGUCAAAUUUAGGGGAUUCCCCAACGCAUGGAAGAAAAGUAUAAAAAUAUUCUGCUGGCAAACUAUAUACUUAAAACCCCCGGCAAUAACAAAUGUGAAUUUACAUACCGAGUUAGCUAGCUACACUUCGCCGGCAACACUGUGCAAUCAGGAGUUUCGGGGUAAUCAGAUCGGAGAAGCCCCGGUUGGCUUUUCUUCCCUGCGUGCUGCUUUCAGGUCCUAGAGAACGCUAUCAUGGCUGAUCUGGUGGAGAACGUGUCUCUUCCCCUUAGCCAAGAGUCUUUCGAGGACCUGUGGAAAAUGAAUUUGAACCUGAUGGCAGUUCAACCACCUGUAACCGACGCUUGGGAGGGAUAUGAUAAUUUCAUGAUGGAGACCCCUCUCCAGGAGGAAUUUGAUCCGAGUCUGUUUGAGGUGUCUGCAACGGAGCCUGCACCCCAGCCCUCCAUCUCUACCCUGGACACUGGCUCGCCACCUACCUCCACCGUACCAACCACCUCUGACUACCCUGGGGCCCUGGGGUUCCAGCUACGUUUCCUCCAGUCCAGCACAGCCAAGUCCGUCACUUGCACAUACUCGCCAGACCUGAACAAGUUGUUCUGCCAAUUGGCAAAGACUUGUCCAGUUCAGAUUGUGGUGGACCACCCUCCUCCUCCUGGGGCAGUGGUACGAGCCCUGGCCAUCUAUAAGAAGCUGAGUGACGUGGCUGACGUGGUGAGACGCUGCCCUCACCACCAGAGCACCAGCGAGAACAAUGAAGGUCCUGCCCCGCGAGGUCACCUGGUCAGAGUUGAGGGGAACCAGCGAGCAGAGUAUAUGGAGGAUGGUAACACUCUGAGACAGAGUGUGCUUGUCCCCUAUGAGCCUCCUCAGGUGGGAUCAGAGUGUACCACUGUGCUCUACAACUUCAUGUGCAACAGCUCCUGUAUGGGAGGGAUGAACCGCAGACCCAUCCUCACCAUCAUCACCCUGGAGACACAGGAGGGGCAGCUCCUGGGCCGGCGCUCCUUUGAGGUGCGUGUGUGUGCCUGUCCUGGUCGUGACAGGAAGACAGAGGAGAUCAACCUGAAGAAGCAGCAGGAGACAACCCUGGAGACCAAGACCAAGCCUGCCCAGGGAAUCAAACGCUCUAUGAAGGAGGCCUCCCUGCCUGCCCCUCGGCCUGAGGCCAGUAAGAAGACCAAGUCCUCCCCUGCUGUGAGCGACGAUGAGAUCUACACUCUUCAGAUUCGAGGGAAGGAAAAAUAUGAGAUGCUGAAGAAGUUCAAUGACAGUCUUGAACUGAGUGAGUUGGUGCCUGUUGCCGACGCUGACAAAUACCGUCAGAAACGCCUCACCAAGAGAGUUGCCAAACGGGAAAUCGGAGUGGGGCCGAAGAAAGGGAAGAAACUACUGGUGAAGGAGGAGAAGAGCGACUCUGACUGAGAAGGAGAGCGAGUCGUUCCAUGUCAUUUCAGCAAGCCAUGACACCCACCACCUGAUUGUUCUGAAAUUGUUUCUGUAAUUAGAAACAGGUAAGAUUGGCAUUCCUAAAACAUUUUGUUGAUAUGUAAAUUUUAUCUUGGCGAAAUUAAGCUUAUUGAUUGCACCCAAGUUGGCCAUUUUAAUUGACGGGAUUCAGAUAAUAUUCAAGAAAUAUAGUACCCAACAUCUGAUUUGGAUAAAACUUCUUCCUACCAAUGAGUAAGACAUGAUGAAUCCCAAAAUAAAUUGGGGCGGGGACCCCAUGCCAAGCCCACCCCCUACAUCCAGUAUACAGUUUCAGUUCUGUUUGACAAGUAGUAUGGAGCUGUAUGUUGUAUUUUCUGAAUCCUAUUAAAAUAGCCAAUUUGGGUGCAAUCAAUUAUCUUAAUUUCUCAGAUCAAAUUAUAUUUCAACAAAAUGUUUUUCGGAAUGCUAAUCAUAUGUUACCAACUACAGAAAUGAUUUCAGAACAAUCUGAGAUGGUGGGUGUUAAUCCUCUUUCUUGUGCUUUUUGAGGUGGAACAACCUGAGAGAAUUAACCCGUUCUGCUUUGUUUCUGUUCUGCCAGAUAACCUUUUCUGUUGAUUGAGGGAAUGCAAGUACGGUGAACUGUUGAUGCUUGCAGCUUACUAGCUUUGUGUUAGCACCUGCUUUAGGUCUCUUAAGUGCAGUUUGAGGUUAUUUUUCUGUCAUGCUUAUGGGCAGCUUUGGUGCACACAUCAGUUGGUUGGUGGCCCAUGCAGAUCCUGAAUCCCUAUUCUAGUUUUACUCACUCUGAGGACAAUGAACUCUUGUCUUGUUAGACUGUCUUGCUUUUUGUAGAAUUGUGAAAUUAUCUACUUUUCUAUAUAGUAUGUGCAUUCCCCUGGGUUCUUGGUACUGUACAUUUAGCUAACAACCUAGCAUGGCCAUCACUGUCAUUUUUGCUUAUGAAAGAAAAGUAUGUAUUAGAGUACAGGGGCCUGACUGAGCCUUACUGUGGUUCAUAACUGAUGAUGUUUAGUUAGCGAGUCCUAUUAAUAAGAUCCUUACUUGAAUAAUGGGUGACCGUUUCAACUGAACAUCUACCUCCCUAGUAAUUUUAUAUUGUUAACUGUAAAGUUUAGUGUUUUUGUCCUGCCACUGCCAUACAUGCGUGUCUUGCUCAACAUGUCUGUUCUGCGACACCCCUUUUACCAUGAUGUAUGCUUUGGUAGUGUCUUAAGACAGCCUUACCGGAAGAGUAGCUGAUUUGGUUCUGUGUGCCUGGAAUAAGUUUGGAGUAAAGAACCUUCUACUGUUCUGCCAAAUAGACUCCCCUCACUGGUAGAUGCUUGCUGUUUUCAGUACAGGAGUUUGUAAGACACUGCAGAAAUAUAGUAAAAAAGUGUUAAUUGCAGCCUUAGUUGGAUAUUUUUUAAGGUCCAAUUAUUGAUUCUUAUCUUUUUUGUAUCCUAAAAUGUUUUUCUACCCUUUUUUAUUUUUGUUAAGAGGUAGAGUAUACACACACACACACACCGGAAUAUCUACCAAACAAACACUUUAUUACACUGCCACAGAAAUACAUUGACUUUUUCAUGAAAUUAUUAAAGAAAAAAAUGUACUUUU